CCUCGCUGCUCCUCGGCUCGCUUCCGCCUUUCCCCUACCGCAAGCCGCCGCAGGUGAGGGGAUCACGACGAGAGAGGCGGAAGAGAGAUGGCGAAGUCGUGCAAGGGGUUGGCCAUGGAGCUCGUCAAGUGCCUCAGCGAGACCGACUGCGUCAAGGUGCAGAAGAGGCCGUACAAGGAGUGCGCCGGGGAGAAAGUGCCCAACAUCACCAGCGAGUGCGCCGGCCUGCGGGAGACCUACUUCAACUGCAAGAGGGGCCAGGUUGACAUGCGAGCUCGGAUACGUGGGAACAAGGGGUAUUAAUGGUGUACCUGCAGUCUAUCCAUGCAGUUUUGGUUUCUAGCCCAGUUUGUGACCUUGAGGUGUAAUGGUGUCAUAAUGUAGUCCAUCUGCGUUCUAUUUUUGAUAGGAGAGAGGAACUCAGAGCACAUGGGUAGUUUCAAUUGAUGAAAAGUAGUUUCCUGUCAUAAUGUAGCCCGUCUGCAUUUUGUUUGUUAUAGAAGGCAGGAACUCAACUCGGAGCACACGCGUAGUUCCAAUUGAUGAGUUGAGAGGUGGUGGAUCUAGAUGCUGCUGUCUAACUUCUUGUCUUACCGGAAACUUUGUUCCAUCAUACCAUUGAUGUUCAGGUGGUGACCUGUUGCGAUCUGUCUUGUUUCUCCUGUGCAAUGAACUGAAUUUCUGGACCUUUCUAGCGAGCUGCUUCAUAUCUUAAUUCAGGGACAUGCUUGCGAGUUUCUUGAAAUAAA
Molecule: messenger RNA, 749 nt
Organism: Phragmites australis (common reed)
Lineage: Eukaryota; Viridiplantae; Streptophyta; Magnoliopsida; Poales; Poaceae
Exons: 3
Coding region: 88-303 (71 amino acids)
Biological process (GO): mitochondrial respiratory chain complex IV assembly
Cellular component (GO): mitochondrion
Source: RefSeq, a predicted model, not a curated record